CCUGCAAAGGAAACAGGAAGUGACGUAGGGGGGAGCGCGACGCGUGAACGACGCGGCGUCAGGAAGUAGUGGAGUUGCGGGUAGAGCCGUGAUAGGUACGGGCCUCUGAGGGAGAGAAACGGGGCAGUGGGCGAAGUGGGGCUCCUGGGUCACCUGCCUUAGAAUAUGCUUCAGGGGCGGGGGAGCUACGGGGAGCGAGCUUGCUUGCCCAAGGGCCCCGAAUUCUUCAUCACUGGCUCCUGUCAGCACUAACGGUGAAGAGGACCGAGGGGGGAACGCCUCGAAUUCGUGAAAUAAGGACGUGGUGUUUUUUGGGUUUUUUUGGUGUGCAGCUUUAGCAGCUCUGCGAGGAGGAAUUUGCAAAAUGUCUCUGUGGCUUCACUGGCCUGGCAGCCCAUGGCUGCUGUUCGUGGUGGGGCGGUUGUGGGUUCAGUUGCCGUACCCGCUGCUGUGAUGCCAGGCUUGGGUGUCUGCGGGCAUGAUUUGAAUGUGAGGAGUUGCCAGGAUUAGUUCAAAAGCCAACCCUGUUCUCGCCGGUGGGAGAAGAGGAAGGGAGGGGGAGGUUACACGGUUUUUUGUAAUUUCUUUCAGUUGCUUUAUUAUUAUUUUAAACGCAUGACAUAGACCUGUAAAACAAAUAAAUGGAAAUAUUGGGGUAAGAGCCAUAAUUGAUUGGGAGGGCACAUUGAAGUCCAGGGUUUAAUCCCUCAUGUCUCCAGUUAAAAUACAAAAUUGAGGUAGCAAGGCUCACCCUGGGGAGAGUCAGAGAAGACAGUGGUGGACUAUGUAGGCUCAUGAUCUGACUUUAAAUAAUAAGGCAGUUUCAUGUGUCAAUAUUUUAGUAGGUUCAGUAACUGGUGGAGUUGCAUCUGGGAAGAGUUUCUCACCAUGCUGCUACUAAAGGCACUGGAUUACUGUUGAAAUACAUUAUAAUCUUGUUCAAAAUACAAUAGCAUAAAUUUGUACCAAAUCCCAUUUUAGAGUUUAGCUUGCUUUGGAAGAGUACUGCUUUGAGAAUGAUGAAGCUAAAAUGGUGGAGGGGAAGUAUCUCUAGAUCCAACUAUCAGUUUAUAGCUGAUGCUGUGAUUAGAUGUGUUAAGAUUUUGCCAGCAUUGUUUAAAGAUUUCAUAUCUGUUGCCAUAUGUAAUUUUUCUUUCUGUGUUUGUUUGUUGAAGGCAGAAAAUCAACUUUGUAAGCUCAACAUGGAAUCUGAAGAUUCAAUUUCUCCUGAAAAAUUAGUUGAGGGUUUGAAACUCUCAGAGGAACAAAGCAGUCCUUCACAGCCAGGUUGUAAUAAUGUGCAUGUCCCCAAAAUCGCCAAAGAAGGAGUGACUCAGCUGCCUCACUCUGAGUCCAGAGAAGACGAAGACCUCUUCCAUGACUGUAAUGACUCUUUUGAAGCAGGAGUGGCAGAAGAGAAUCACAAUAAUAAGGCAGAUCCUUUAGAAAAUGAAAUAGAGCUAGAUGAGAAGGACUUAUUAGAACUAGAGAAAAAUAUGUCUGAGGAAGAAAAACAGGUAUGCUUUAAUGAAACUACAAAUGUUUCUUUAACAUUGUGUUGAUUAGCACUCUGAUUUUAAUGAUAUUUCUUUGGAAGUAUGUCCCAUUGAUUUAAGUGCAACAAGGUUCCAAGGAGUAUGUUUUGAAUUUUAGCUUUUCUAGUAUUCACCGUAUGUUUUAAAAAAUGAAAUCUUUCAACAUAGUCCUGCUCUUUUUUAAAUUGGAAAUAGCAUUUGUUGAUUUCAGUCAAAUUUACUCCCACCUACAGCAGCCAAUUCCUGUUCAUGUUUUUUUGGAAGUAAAUCCUUUUCAGCUUAGUGGGGCUUAUUGGCAAGUGUGCAAUGAAAUCAUUGUGCAUGCAGAACUACUUAAAUGAAUCCAUUGUGCUCUUGGAAGUCAUUCCAUGCACACAAUGAUUUAGUUGGAUUGCAAUCUUUUCAGGGCACAGGUUCACACAUCCCCCCCCCCCCCCCCCCAUUUUAUGGAUGAGGUUUGGAGGGUUUGUGGUUAAAUUCCAGCACUGUGACUCUCCCCACCCACAGCUUAAGUGUCAUUUGUCAGGAUAUAGGAAAACAAGAAAUGUCUCUGUGGAUUCCUUUAUGUCAGCCUUCCCCAACCUGAUGCCCUCCAGAUAUUUUGGACUACUACUCCCAUCAGUCCUAGCCAUCACAGCACCAAGUUAGGGAAUGUUGCUACAUGUGAUUGCAAGCAGACUCAUUAUUUCCUCAUUUUUGUCUGUGUUAUCCAUAUUUGCCAGAGACACCGACUUUUCCUUUACCAUUCCUUUGUUGUGUUUCUGUUUGUCUUCUGAUUAUUCUGUUCCACUUGCUCUCUGUCAUCCUAAAACAGAAAUGGGCAGUGUGUGCCUGCCAGACAAUUGUGUGCGGGCUGUACUUUUAAAAAAAUUCUUGUGUUAGACUCUUCUAGAUUUUUAAGUGCCGUUUGACUUAUCUGAGUUGUCUGAUUCAUUUCAGGAUUUAGAAAAGGCAACUGUUAAAAGUUUAAAAAGCUGUGCUUGUUGGUGGUGGGUGAGAUUUUUCCUAAGGUCAGAAUUGCUAGAAGACACAUAUAAUCUUGCUUGUUUGCGACAUGAUUGUCUGGAUUUGGGCUUUUCACCUUUGCAAGCAAUGCUUAUUCAGUAGCAAGAAUAUUCAUCUAAAAUAAAAGUUAAUCUUUUAAUUAUUUUGUUAUGUUUAUCAUACGACAAAAGCAACAGUGGUUUUGUCAAUCAGUCUAUGUGCAAUGAACAAAGGGUAGGUUGGGGAAUUCUGAGACUGGAUAACUAAGGUUAAUAAAGGGAUUAAAAUGCAUUCCUCAAGCAAGGCUGCUUUUUAGGGUUCAGACACAGUCAUUUCUCCUUUUAUAUCAAGAAAGAUGUGCAACAGUGACUCAGCAGUAUAUAAACAACAAGGCCUCUGUUUGCAUUUAAAAACAAAAUCAGAUUCUUCACUGGGUAACAUACAACUCGUGUCUAGUAAAGCUAAACACUCUAUUAUAUUAAAAUUGUGUAAAUAUUUACUUUGCAGAGUUAUCUUUCUGCUAGUCAUUAGAUGAGCAAGGUUGCUUGUACUUACACGCUUACUGCUGGACUGCUUGCUCCAUGUACUGUAUCUUUUUAGCUUUCAGCCAUGGUUAAUGACAGAAAAAUAUUAUCAAGGAAGUGCAUUCCUGUUCAAAUGUAUGUUUCCUAACCUGUAAUAUUUUCCCUUACAUUCAAAUUUUUGGUUCCCAUCAAUUACCAGCAAAACCACAAAACUAAAUUUUAUUUUCAUCCAAUGAAUGCUUACUAAAAUUUGGAGGUGUAUGGCUGGGUAGUAGAAAAUGUUGUUGGCCCUGAUUUCUCUAAAAGAGAAAGGAAAUCAUUAAUGCGCAUAUAUUAACUUCCUUUUUAACGAAAUAUAUUUCGUUAAAAAGGAAGUUUUUUCCCACAGUAAAAAAAUGGAAAACCUCCAUGGUAAGGCACUUCAAAAAAUCCAGAGAAUAAAAUGAAAUUUAUCUUAUGACAGUUCCUUUCUGUACUGUGGUAGCAAGCUAAAUCCUGAGUGUGUUGGGCAAUCAGUUUUAAGUAGUGUGCAUUAAAGCAGAGAAUGAACAAAAAGAGAUAGGUGUGUGUGUCGAUACACUUGAUUUCAAGUUAAAUGCAGGGUCUGUUGCCUUUCAAGUCCUCUAUUUAUUGGCUGAGCUCUUAUGAUGUCACAGGACCUGAACUAGGAAGCAGAAAUUGGCUCAGCGGCCAGGAAAGUAGUAUGCUGGCUGUCAUGGAUGUGAGGAUGAAAGAACUAUUGUGGGGCGGGGGGGGACCUUAGGGAAUGGGGAGAGGGCAGAAAAGAUGAGGAACUAGAGACCAGUGGAAAGGGGAUUAAAGGGGAAGGAGGGGGCCAAGGGAAGGAAUGGAUAGAGAGGCAGAGGUUUGAAAAAGUUGAGAAAUUAGUAAAAGAGGUAGAAGGUGUUGGUGGCUAGACAUCUUCCUGCCUCCACAAGACAUUGGUUGAGCUCCUGUGUCACAGGGUAGUCCAGGUUGGAAAGUCUUAAAUGGGAUUUGGGAACAAAGAGCAUGUGGUAGUUAGUGAAAGAGAUGGAGGGCUGUAAUUCUUGAAAGCUUAUUUUUCCACAAAAGUUGACUGUUCCUUGUUUUACCAAAGAACAUAUAGCAGAAAUAAUAAUAAACAAUAAUCAAUUUCUAUGUACAUUAGGUCAGUUCUUCAUUCACUUUUUUUCCCUCCCAAGUGGGUGAAUAGUUUUUGUGGUUGGAACUACAAGACUGAGGUUAAACAACUCCAGCCUUGGUUUGGGGAAGUCUCUAUUGGCCUUAGUGCCUCAUCUGUAAAAUGCAAAGUGACCUCUGUUUCACAGGAUUCAGAGAACAAGAAAUUAUUUUAUUUUAUUUUUAAUGUAAAAAAUUUGUCAUAAACAAGCACUUGGUAGGUUCUCCUUGCCUAAGGAAGAGCCUCCAACCAAUUUGCUAUGGUUAUGGUUUGCCUACUGUUUGCAUUUGUGGAUAGCCAAGCCUCAAGAACUCUUGGGUCUUUUUGGCGGGGAGAAAACUUCACUCAAAUUUUGAAACAUGUCUCCUUUUUAGAAAUCAGAACAUUAAAAAGUAUGUACAAAAUAGCUAGGCAAAAUACUAAAUAAUAGAUGGGUUUUGGGAUAGCUAUUUCCAUAUUUCAGGUUGCAGUUUCCAUUGUGAUAUCAAAUAAUAAGCUAUUUUGCUUACUUGCUUCAGAUAUUUAUUAUGUGGUCUUCUUUGUAUUACAGAGGAGAAGAAAUGAGAGCACAAAAUUAAAAGAAGAAGGAAAUGAACAGUUCAAGAAAGGAGGUGGGUGAAUUACAACUAUGUAAUACCCAAAUUGUGGUCAGUCUAAAGACAAAUGCUAUGUAGAAUUUGUCAUCUGUGCAGGUGAUUGAUGCGGUCCUUAUAGGUGUUUAUGUAGUCUUCUUAUGACCAGCCAUAUCUGGAAUACCUACCCCUGGAGAAGACUUCAUUUUAUACCUUACCAUUGUAUUUGGGAAUUCUCUUUUAAGGGUUCUGGGAGUUAAGAUCCCAGAACUGCAGUCAUACUUGUGCUUACUUGGGAUUAAAUCCAUUGUAGAUUUUGAGGCAACUGUGCCAUUGAUUGUUCCCCCCCUUCAAUCAGUCUUGGGAAAACAGCUCUGAGCGAGUUGUUGCCAUUUUCUUAAAUAUGUUUAGUACUUCUGCAAAGCAAACCUCGGGAUUCCCCAUAUCCUGCUGAAAGUCUUCUUGUUGUCUUUGGAUGGUGCCAUUUUGGGGCGCAUAAAGGUUGGCACUCAGAGAAUGAGUGCACUUUCAGCAAGGGUCUUCACAUUUUGUUUGACCUUAAUAGAUGGGCUUGCCAUCACUCUGUUUUAUUCUGAAGAAAUACAUCACACCAUGCUCUAGGCCCAGUGACUUGAUGGUGGGGGGAAUCCCUUGCGCUCUUCUCUAGCUCAGUGCUGGGAAGCAGGGUAAGGAGCCAUACUACUUGUGCUGAAUCACAGAGCUUGUCCAAAAGUAGAAAGGUCUUCUUGCCUCUCCAGUAUCUCCAAGGCUUGGUGUACUGUCAGGAGAAUAGACCUUGGCUACCAGUAUCUGCAUUCCAGGUUGCCAGAAUUAUAUUUUAGUUGCCUUAGCAACUAAAACAAAGUGUAUUUGUGGAGCCUUGCCCUACUCUUAACUCCUCCCUUAAUGAUGUCUCCUAAUUGCCUUGGGGUAGUCCUAUCUACCAUGAGCAGCUCCUCACCUAUGUUAAAGAUGUUGUAAUGUGCUAUGACUGGCCCCUAAGCCCUCGAAAGGGUUGGUUUGAGAUUCUGAACAUUUGGUAAUGCUUCUAGCUAUCCUUAUGACUGUUGUUCGGACUGGGAUACAUUGCUUUUUUGUUUGUUUUAGCAGUGUAUUUUUUCUGAAAAAUUAAAUUGGGGGCGGGAUGUGAUGCUAGGCAUGCCUUCAAGGCAUCAAUUCUUGUGUGUGCACUUACUGUCUUCGAUCUUGACAUUUCAUUUAAACUGCAGAAUAUAAAGAAGCUGAAGAUGCUUAUGCAAGAGCUCUGCAGGUUUGUCCAGCCUGCUGUAACACAGACAGAUCCAUUUUGUAUUCAAACAGAGCUGCAGCAAGAAUGAAACAGGUAAUGCCCAAGACAGUGAAGUAGCAAGAAUGAAUGAAUGUGAUUAUUGUUUUCAUCUUCCCUUUCAGCUAUAAACUUGACAGCUGAAGGCAUUUUGUUUUCUUAGACUUUUUUCUCACUGUGGGAGAACACGGGAACAGUGCUGAGUAGAAAUGUAAAACUGGGACCUCUGUUAAGCAGGCAGGUCAGCACAGUCUUACUUCCAGACUUAAGAGGUUUCCUCUGACCUUUGGCACAUGUCAUGACUCAUGAGUGACCAGUCUUUUCCUCACUUGGGGAAGCGGUAGAGAUGGACGGGGCUUGGGCAGUUGCACAGCAGUCCCUGCCAGCUCCAGAGUUGUGGUUGCCUGGAGAUCCUCAUCCAAGCUCGGCCAACCCUGCAACCCCCAGGGCAAGAAAGGCAGGCAAGGAAGGUUGAAUGCUGCUGCUCAACCAGGCGUGCUUCCUAAUGGCUCUUCUCUUGAGUGAAGUGGGCAGGGAGGUGCUCCAUGCUUCUGCUUGAAGGUGUUUGGGAUGCUUUCAAGCAGCAGUGAACAACCUGAUGCGUUCCUCCUUGGUCCUUCCAUUGAGAAGGGGGUGUUGGAUGCUGAUGCUGGAAGGCAACUUCAGGCAAACCGGGUGUGCUGUCAUUGGGAAAGAUUGGUGCAGGGUGGUGGGGCUUGCUAAGCAAGGAUGUUCACUGGAAACUGCAAUAUUUGGCAUGACCAGCAAGGCCAGCCAGCCAAAAACUCUACCAUACUAUUUAAAUCAAGAGAGUAAAUCAAUGUUAACACGGUCUAUUGCAUCAACAAUUUUGAUUGUAUUCCUAGUAUGCUUUUAUUUUACUUAUUGCUGAAUGUACAGCAGAAUGUACAGCAGUUUGGUACAUUUGCAUGCCGUAAGUCCCCUUGUGGAAGAGCUCGCCAACAAAUGCUGAUCAUACUUUUCUUAGCCUCUAAGUAGUUUAGCCAAAUUAGUCCCCUCACAGCUUUAGAAUAAGUCAUCUAGAAUAUUCUGUUACACUGCAAACAUUAAAAUAUGUGAAUAAGUAUCACAAAGAAUAAGUAUUUAGCAUUUCUAUAAAAAUACUAUUUGGUGUUAAAUGUUAAUGCCACCUCUUCUUUUACAGGACAAGAGGGAAAUUGCCAUAAGUGACUGCAGCAAAGGUACUGUUUUCCUGUUCUUGUGCUCUGUUAAAAGCAUGUUGUCUUGGUAAGACUGUUAUCUACUUGAGAGGCACCCCACCAGCGGAGGUAUAGAGAUGAACCCAGUUAAAAAUGGUGAUGGAGGUGGAAUUUGCUCUAAUCAGUUGGCAGUUACUGACAUUCUUUUAUUGACAUCUAAUAUCUCUUUGGAAGUUGCUGUGUUCUUUGUCAUAGCAAUUUUCUGUGGAGUUCCAUAAUUCAGUUUUCCACUAGCAAAAUACAGAUUUUUGCUUCUGGAACUAUUGAUUCAGCAUUCCCACUUUUAUUUUAGGUAAAAGUUUAUUAUCUGGAGGCUUUUUAUGUGAAGCUUUUACUGUAUAUUAUAUCCAGCCUCCCUGCCCACAUGUCUCUCCGUAUGCUUUUGUUCAUGUCGUGUGAUUUCUUCUGUCCUCCUUUCACACUUGUACUUUAUCACCCCUAAAAUGGUCAGUUUCCUUCAUUCCUCCUCCCUGCUCCUUUUACGUGUCCUUCUCCCUCCUAGAACAACAUUCCUCUCUUACCGCCUGUCUUCUUAUUCCAGAUUUGUUUUCUCUCUCUUAAAUUAUUCACCUUUUAUGACUUUCUAGUUUUCUUCAACAUCUCCUGUAGCCCUUUCCUCUUGGAAGGAGCCCCCCCCCCGCCACUGGAGGGGUCUCCAGUGGUCUUCCAACCACCUUCAUUCAGCUGGCGCUAGCAUUGGUCUAACCAAAGAGCUAUCACAUGUACAGAGAUGUGAGGCAGAGAGACUGGGUAGCUUGUGGAACUAAGACCCACUUGAAAGCAGAUUGAGACCCACAGGUGGUUCCUGGCCCAUGGAAUGAGUGAGGUUGGGGAGCUGCAUUUGGCUGACCCCUGCAGGCCAAAUUUGAUAGAUGGGUGGGUGCUGCCCACCUGUUAAUUAACUGGUGUCUUAAGAUGGCAGGCGACCCAUUUUUGCCAGCAUGGUUUGAAAUCAGACCAUACAGUCAAAGGCACAGCGUGCAAAGUGCCAACGAUUAGCUGGUCAUCAGGUAUUGUCCUGAGUGAUGGAGUAUCCAGCUAGCCUCACUCCUGCUAGAGCAGAGCUGCUUGUUUUCCUUUAAGAUCCACAUGGACACGUAUGUGUAGCAUGAAAUCAUGCUGUGUAUAUGGCUUGAUCUUGCACUUAGAAAGUAAAUCAAGUUCAAGAUGGUCCACAAAGGGUUUUGAUCACUUAUAUUUGCUAUAACUGUACAUUGAAGCAAACAAUAAAAUGAUUAUUAACCCAUUUGCGUAUGGUUCACACUAGAUCAUAGCUUCUACUGCCAGCACUAUCCUAUAGCCUGAGGCUAGCUAAACUAGAACAUGCUGCAGAUGCCCUAGGCUUUGAAGUAAAAAGUUUCCUACCUCAGUUUUUCUGCUGUUUCUUUAAUUCUGUUUUAUAGCCCUGGAAUUAAAUCCAAACUAUAUCAAGGCACUGCUCAGGAGAGCAGAACUAUAUGAAAAAACAGAAAAGCUGGAUGAAGCUUUAGAAGACUACAAAAACUUGUUGGAAAAAGACCCAUCAAUCCAUCAAGCAAGAGAAGCUUGUGUGGUAAGCGUCUUUCCCUCCCCAAAUAAUGGAGUGAAUAGCUCCUGGUAACUGUUGGACAUAAGUAUUAAAUCUUAAAGGUAAAGGCAUGCAUUACCAGGAUGACAGCCUACCAUACUUUUAAAACUGGAAAAAGUAUGAUCAGAUUACUUUGUUCCCAUAUUUAAGUCCAAAAUGAAACUUCAUUUCUAAGAAGGAAGAACUGACCUACAGUAAGCUUUUUGAGUUGGAACCAUUGAUCAUAGUUUAAAAUCUCAAAGCUGUAAACCCCUUCCUCAUUGCUUCAACAGAUAAUUCAAGAGAGUAAUCUAGAAGACCAUAAUAACAUUUCAGGGAGUAAUAAAACAAUGAAAAUUGUCUAGUUCGGAGGUGACACCUUCUAACAGAAGGUACUGCUCUUUGAGUUUAUUUUUAGUACACUACUUUGCAACUUUCAGUACACUACUUUGUAACCCUGAAGACGUCAACAAUCAGACCAUGCAUUAAUAAGGGUUUCACAUGUAUUGACCCAACGUUGAUCUAUCAGAAAUUUGCUCCAAAGUAAUGUUUUUAGGGGCAACCUUGUGUCUGGCAUGUGCUGUAAUUUUAGCCAGUAGAGAAGCAAGACACAGUGAACUGUGGACAGUAUAGAAAAUAACCUCAAAUCUCACAAUGACGAUGGGAGUUCCAUGUGGGAAGUUCAAGAGUGAUCUCCAAAAGAAAUUUUGGGUGGUUUCCAGUUUGGAAGCAUUUACUCAACCAAACACUUCUGCACCAUAAAAUGACUUACAAAGUAGUUCUUCACGUAUAAAGUAGCAUUGCAGCGCUCCAGUGAGUUCUGGCUAUGAGUGUGUCCCCUGUGUUUUUUCAUGCAAAGUCGUGCAUCAAGCCAUGCAUAGUAUGUGUCAUGGGUAAAAAAAAACAGGUUGUCAAAGCCAACUUUGAAGAAUUGAUUCUCUUGUUUGUUUUUCUUAGCGAUUGCCAAGACAAAUAGAAGAACGCAAUGAGAAGCUUAAGGAAGAGAUGUUGGGUAAGUGGCACUGGUAUCCAGCUUGGUUGUGUGGUAGCUUCCAUACAUUGGUAUAAAACAUGAAUUUCUUACACAACCAUCCCUGCAGACAAAUUAAUGACUUCUCUUACUACUCUAGGACAGACUUACCCCUGAAAUCUCUGGGUUUCAGAGAUCCUCAUUUUUCACAACACUGAUGCCCCAUCUCAGACCAUCCCAACUCCACAAACAUCAAGGCUUAUUGAAUGUUACUUUUAAGCUGCUGAUUUGACAACUGUUGUUGAAAAUGGGCAAUCAGAUCUAUUUGUUCUGAUCUAGACAUCUAUGGGUGUUGUAGUAUGUGUGGAUCAUCUCCCCCCCCCCCCCCCGAUUUUUGGGAUGGGAGUGUCUGCACUGGGCCUUCCUGAGCCCAACAGGGGAAGCAGUGGCAGCUGCUCAUGAAUGUCGCAGUAGGUAUGCAGGUUGUGGGUAAUGGGUGUGGGGGGGAGACGCGUUCUGAGAGGCAAACUCCCAAUAGAUUCAUAUUAGAGAGUACCUCUGGAUUGCACAGUGACCACCAUCCAGAAUCAGAGAAACAGUUGACAGGUUCAUUUCUGACAGACACUCGUAGCUGAGCAGGAUACUGAGUGCAGAAUCUCCCUUCCCUCUUGUGCUGGCGAGAAGAAAGGGCAGUCAGUAAACAAUACCUGUCUCCUGAUUGGUCAUGUGGUUCUGGUCACAAUCUCCUUUUUAGUAAGAUGCCGUGCCUCAACACCAAUGUUUACACACUAUGCUGCAUGCUCAGUUUGAAAUUAUGUCGAUUUAUAAUCUAAAAUUCUGAUCAGAGGCAGUAGGGUGUAGAUGAUAAUGCUUAUUAGAAUGAAAGGCAAAGCAAACAGAAUUAUGAAUUAGUCUCUCCUACAUUUCAACUGCCAUGGCUAACAUUUGCUUCACUAUCUGUAGCACAGCAGUUGAAAGGCAGCAAGUUUCUGAACAUAAUAUUGAACCCCAAAAUGCCAUACAACUACUCUUUCAGUUUUAGCAGUUUUGGGCAUUUGAAUAUGACAGAAGGAAAAUGUUUUGUGCUGCUUCUUCAAAAGUUGCAUCUACAAGAGCUGUUCAUUCAAACCAAUUCUUAAGCCUUUGGUCCCAGGCCAGUGUGUUCAGUUUAUACAAACUUUUAUGUGCCUUCUUAUCUCUUACCCGUGUGCUUUGUUUCAUGUUGAUAGUUCAUGGUCUUCAGGCAGGCUUUAUUUAGGUUUUGGGGUUUUUUUUACUUGCUCUGUAACUUCUGCCUAAGAACCAUUUGGUUUCAGCACUUUUUUUAGGGUUACUACAACUUCUUAGCAAGUUUGAAAGUUACUUUAUUAGCUAUAAGGAAAACACUGUUCUCAAAGAUUAAUUACUUUUGGAGACAAAAUGAUCAUACAUGCACACUAGAUAAGCUUUGAAUAGGCACCGUGCUUAACACUAAUGUAGGUAACUUGUGACAGAGGACUAAACAAGGUUUCAAGCAUGUGGAGCCCAUCUUUCCAAAUGACAGACCAUCUACUGUUGCUUAAGUGUCAUGAGGCAGGUGCUGUACAGAACAUAAUCACUCCUGUGUUAGCACUCUUGAACAAUGGAAUGCUUGCAGCCAAUUCCUUGUGGAGUGUUCAAGCAGCAAGGAACAUUGCUUCAUUACUGACCUUGUACAUGUUGGGAAGUACAUUUCUUUUUGUGUGUGUAUUGCAGGCAAACUGAAAGAUCUUGGCAACUUGGUUCUGCGCCCUUUUGGCCUAUCAACAGAGAACUUCCAGGUGAAACAGGAUUCCUCAACUGGCUCGUACUCUAUCAACUUUGUUCAAAAUCCAAAUAACAACAACCGAUAACAUAAGCCCAACCCACUCCUGGUAAAAAGUGUGGCAUUGGAAUUGUGGCGUUUCAAUGAAUGCAGAAAGAGGGUGAAUUAAAACUUUUAAGGCCUAACAUCUUUAUCUAAAUAUGAAGAUUUGAACAUAGUCUCAUGCAUUUCUCUUCUAUAAGGUACUUUUUACAGGUGUGGGUGAAUAGAGUGAAGUGGUCUGACUUCCGCUGCCAUCUUAGAUGCACUUUAUUUGGGCACUCUUUAUCCUCCCUUGUGAUGAAGGGGGAGGAGUGUUUGGCUUUGCUAAAUAGAAGAAUCCAGUGUUCCCAUACCUGUAACUAAAGUACAACCAUUUUGUGUGUUCAUGGAGUUUGCAGCGUAUGUGCGUGAAUGAGAGGGCUGAUCCCUUUCUAUUCAGAGAGGACACUUUUACUAAGUGUAAUAAAGCAUUGAUGGUAUUGUGGUCUGCAUUCUGUUGCCUUCUUAUUCAAAGGAACAUAUGAAUGCUUUUCCUAUAAAUGUAGUAUACUGUAUAAAAUAGCCUGGGUGUAAUUGCAGCUAUCAAAAGCUGCAAUUGUGUUGGUGUUUAUCUCUGUAAAUGAAUCAAGGACUUGAUAAUUCUAUCCAUUUAGUGCUUGGGGGUUUUGUUUGUUUGUUUGUUUGUUUUUGGAGGGGGCAGUGACAGAGGCAGUUGGCAAACUAUAACAACCUGUGGCAAUAUCAAUACAAAAAAUGCUGGCACAAGUUCUUGACUGUGCAUCUGCUGUACUUACAAUACCAUUUUCUACAGCUUGUUCGUAUCCCAGCACCACUUUGAGAUAAUCAUGUCCGAGCUCCUAAGGCAGGCAAAGAAGCUCUCUACUUAAUUCUCCAUAACAUAAACAACAGUUCAGCUGUUGGCAGUAUUACAGCUGCUAAUGAAGUAGCAGAUUUGCAAACCUGGUACAGAAUGAGCCUGCUGCAAGGGGGAGGAAGAAACCUUGUAGCCUAUUCGGUUGGAAAUAUCCUGCAGCACAAGUGUGUGUUCUGUUUUUAUUUCAGAAUGUUCCACCCACCUUUCACAAGAGUUUUCAAGGUAGUUAACUAAACAUAUUAAAAAUCUAUAUUCGAAAUAAAGCAGAUAUAAACACCGUGAUAAUUUAAAAAACACUUACAAAUUCUUCAUUUAGUGCUGAAAAGUUAGCGCUGGCUGUAGAGGAACAUUCCAGAAGCAGGGGACACCAAAAUGAAGGCCCAGUCCUUUGUGCUAGCAGCAGAAACAUUGUAAUCACACAUAGGAUUGCAGUGUUAGCUGUUUAUCAAUCUGCAAUCCUAUGUGUGAUUACACAGAAGGCAUAGUUAUGUCCAGGUGAGUAUGUCUAGGAUUGCAGCUUGAGUAUAUUAAUUAGCCUUUUACUGUCAAAUAAGCAACCAGAGGAAGAGGCAGAAACCGACUGCUUGUUUAUCUUUUUUAAAAGUGCAGGAAAAAAAUCAAGGCUUUAUUGAAUAGAUGGUACACAACAUUCUUGAACAAUUAAUUUCAAGUGACCCUUAAAAGUUGAAUCGUUUUUCCUCAUUCAAGUCUACCAAAUGAAGGAGGCGUAGUGACAUAGCAAACAGACAAAAAAGGUAACAUGGAGCAAAGCUUAAAUAUUAAGCAACUAAAGCAAAAGGGUGAAAAGCAAUACAUUACUUCUACCACUACAAUUUUUCCCUGACAAUCAUUUCAAAGUGAAAAACAAGGUGGCUGUAGUUUCUCAAUUCUUCAUGAGUAAGUACCAACUAGCCAUUUUGUCCAUUUUCCAACAUGGCUGUCUAUUUUGCCCAUAAACCUGUAGUUCUACCACUUCGUACAGUGUUAUGGAUGUAAAUGGGCAGCAGUUGUGCUCUUGAAGGAGAAGGAAUAGGAGCACAGGCUAAAAGUAAGAUGUCUAUGCAGGCACUACUGGCUCCACCCAUCAUCAAUCCAGAUAUGUACCCUUAUUUGUACAGCCAACACCAUUUUCCUGAGUCAAAACUAUCAUUUUGUGCCAUGGUUACCUCCUAAGGUAUGUGCACCUUCUCCAGUGAAGUCACCCAACCCUGCUUUUAAAUAAAAAGGAUGCUUAUUUUUGUCUAACUACACUGCACUGACUCGCUGCAGUACCUUUUUACCUUGCCCAAAUAAGCUUCUAAUCUUGCUGGAAAAUUGUAGAGUAUACUUUAUUUCUCUUUUGCUUUGACUAUUGUAGAAAGACUACUGCAAAGCAAUUGCUUGUUGUCCUUUAAACAUCCUCUCUAAUUUCUUAAGAAAAUGGUACAGUUGAACCUCUUAAAAAGGUGCUAUGAACUGUUUUUAUAAAUAAAAUUUUAAAUGUUUUCACAGACAUUUUUAGUAAAUAUUUAAUAUAGAAUUGCAUUGUAAUAUACUAACUCAUACAUCUUUCCCAUGUUUAGAAUGCUAUUUAAAAAUAUAAAUCUGUCAAAGCCAAGGGAAAAUCUUGUAUAAUUACAACAUGCAUGGAAAUUAUGAAGCCAAGACUUCAGCUUGUAUUUGCUGGUAUGGGUAACUUUGGAAAAGAGAGAUAUUUUGUUAAUCUGUAGAUGGUUACCUUAAUGCCAUACAAGACUUAACUCUUGUGUAGAUGGCAUUGUCAUAGUUUAAAAAGAACUUGAUAUUUGUACUUCAUCAGAUUGUGCAUUCAUUUUGACUUGUGUUUAUUAACCCAUCAACCUUCCUGGGGAAUCCUGAUCUGCUGUUAAU
Messenger RNA from Podarcis lilfordi (Lilford's wall lizard), 14366 nucleotides. NCBI's taxonomy places the organism in Eukaryota, Metazoa, Chordata, Lepidosauria, Squamata, Lacertidae. The record is from the annotation of a GenBank genome assembly.